Messenger RNA from Mytilinidion resinicola, 444 nucleotides. RefSeq lists its product as uncharacterized. The coding region runs from base 236 to 403 and encodes 55 amino acids. The record is from RefSeq and is a predicted model, not a curated record. NCBI's taxonomy places the organism in Eukaryota, Fungi, Ascomycota, Dothideomycetes, Mytilinidiales, Mytilinidiaceae. The transcript has a single exon.
GCGCAACAUGUCAGCACCCCAUCGGCGGGAGUCAAAGUGAGUAAAACGUGCCUAAUGUGGAUUACUGCGCUCGCGAGGGUUUGGCGGGCGGUGCACGGUUUGAGCGGCACGUGUGAGACAUUGGGGUUCGUGAUGUGAUACAGCUUCGUAGAACUACUGGUCCUGGAUAAAGGUAGGUCCUUUUUAUGGCUUAUUGAUUGCUGGCCAGUAUGCAGGUGAGGGGGGGUAGGCGAUGAUGGCGAGGCUGUGGAUUUGCUCACUGGUUGGCUGGAGCGAUCGUCUGUCUUCCUGUUUUGGGGUUGAGCUCGGCAUGGCGACAUUAACGAUGCCUGGGAUGCUCACCGGUUUGGCGAUUUGCGCAACAGAACGUGCCGCAAAUGUCUCGGAGCGGCACCCGUAUUGAGAGCACUAGCGUGCUGAAUAAGGCACCAGUAUCAGUAAACC